AUGGAAUAUUUAUUGAUUAAAUUAAAUGAUUUACCAGAUGAGAUUCUAAUACUCAUCUUGAAAAAAUUGUGUAAUGUUGAAGUACUCUAUGCUUUAAUAGAUGUUAAUAAACGACUCAAUGCAAUUGCACAUGAUUCAACUUUUGCAAAUCAUUUAACAUUAUUAUGUAAACAAGAUGACUUAAUCUCUCCAUUACCUGAUCCAAUGCUUGAUCGAUUUUGUUCGCAAAUUUUACCUUCGAUUCAUUAUAAAGUCAAAUCGCUUAAACUUGAAUCGACAUCUAUGGAACGUAUUCUUCUUACUACAAAUUAUCCUAAUUUAUAUGAACUUGGUUUAUAUGGUAUUGAUGUAGAAAAAGCAAUGUCUCUCUUUAUUGAUGACACUACUUUUAUUCAUGUAAACAAAGGUCAAAUAUCAUCACUUGUUAUCGAUAUAAAUAAAAAUAAAAAACAAAUCUUAGUAUUAAAUGUUAGUGGAAUUGUAUUUGCACAUAUUUUUACUAUGUUCAUCAAUUUACAAUAUUUAAAUUUCGGUCCGUCUUCAAUUUCCUAUCAACAACUAACAUUUGACAUGUCACCAUCAACUGUUUUGUCUUCAAAUCUAUUAGAAUUACAUGUUCAUGUGCUUAAUUUCGCUGAUUGUCUUUAUUUACUUGAUGGACGUUUUAAUCAACUUCAUACAUUUCAUGUUAAUAUUAGUUACAUUUCUUCUAACACUUUAACAAUCAAUAAUACGGAAAAAUUACCUAAUCUAAGAUGUUUUUCGUUAUAUUGUGAUAUUCGUACAUAUGAUUAUGAUGAAUUAAUUGUACCAUUACUACAUCGAAUGUUGAACUUAGAAAAACUUGAUUUACAUCUUAAUAAUGUUGUUCAUGAUAAAGGAUUUAUUGAUGGAAAUAAUUUAAAAAAAAAUAUAAUUAAUUAUAUGCCACAAUUAAAUAAAUUUAUGUUUAAUAUUCGUUCAUUUAAACCUUCUCCUAAUCUAAUUAAUUUACCUUCAAAUGAAGAUAUUCAACAUACAUUCAAAGAAUUUAAAAAUAAUCAAAUUAUUUCUUGUGUUGAUUAUUUCCAAAAAAGACAAUGUGGUUGCUGUCAUGUUUAUUCUUAUCCAUAUCGAAUGAAAUAUUAUGAUAAUAUCACAAAUAAUUUUCCAGGUGGAUUAUUGAAAUAUGUUCAAACAGUUCAAUUAUAUGAUGACUAUCCAUUUGAGUAUGAAUUUUUCCGUCGAAUUGCUCAAUCUUUUCCAUCAUCCAACAACACGUCAUCAAUAAACACAUGGUCAUCGACCAAAGGACCAUUAGUACCAGCAUGGCAAGCACCUGCCUAUAUCCCAUUAGAUACAACAUUGAGUAGAAGCGCUCCGAAACCUAUUGGACAACUACGCCAUUUAAUUAAUCCUGCAGCACAAGAAACAAAUGUGCAUCGACUCUUUUUGCUUAGUUUUCAAGUUUCAUUUAUUUAUCAAAAAUGA
This is a messenger RNA of Rotaria sordida, 1470 nucleotides long. The record is from the annotation of a GenBank genome assembly. Lineage: Eukaryota; Metazoa; Rotifera; Eurotatoria; Philodinida; Philodinidae.